AUGGUGGUUGAAGUUGCCAGCACAGCAUGGAUGCUGGUCGCCAUGGCCUUGGUGCAGCUGAUGACACCAGGUUUAGCUUUCUUCUAUGGCGGAUUAGUCAAGGAGACGAGUGUGUUGACGAUGAUGAUGCAAAACUAUGCCUCCAUGGGAGCAGCCAGCAUCAUCUGGUUCGCCUUCGGAUUCUCCAUGUGUUUCGGGGACAGCUGGGGCUUCAUCGGCAGUCCCUGGACGUAUCUGGGAUUUCGGCACUUGAGCGUGCGGGAGGCGCUUCCCGGACAGGUUAUUCCAAGUGAGCUCUUCGCAGCAUACCAAGGCAUGUUUGCGAUCAUCACACCUGCGCUCAUGACUGGUGCAUUUGCGGAUCGAUUGCGCUUCAAGCCUUAUCUGAUUUUUAUGUGCCUCUGGCUGGUGUUGGUGUACUUCCCAUGGUGCCAUUUGAUCUGGGGCGGUGGUUGGCUUGCGCAGUGGGGAGUUGUGGACUUUGCUGGAGGCAUCGUCGUGCACGUCACGGCAGGCUUCUCCGCGUUGGCCAGUUUGAGCGUAAUCGGCCACCGUGAGAUCCCAGAGGAUGAGAAGCACAUACACGAGACCCCUCACAACAUUCCCUUCGUGGCUCUGGGCACAGCCUUGCUGUGGUUUGGCUGGUUUGGAUUCAAUGGCGGUUCUGCUGUGGCCGCCAACGGUGUAGCGAUAGGAGCUGCGGUGAACUCGCAGAUCGCAGCUUCCGUGGCGCUUUUUCUUUGGCUGAUAAUAGAAUGGCUGCGUUUUGGUCGGCCUUCGCUUGUUGGACUUUGCGUCGGGGCAAUCGCCGGCUUUGCGACCAUCACGCCGGCAGCUGGCUAUCUGCAGCCUUGGGCCGCGUUCGUCUUGGGACUGAUCGCGACCGUCUUCUGCUACGCUUGCACUGAGCUGAUCAACCGCCUUGGGCUGGACGAUGCGCUGGAUGUGUGGGGGGUGCAUGGUAUGGGCGGCUUCAUAGGAGCCAUCAUGCUUGGGACCUUGGCGGACGGCAGUGAAUGUGCAGACGAGGCCACAGCGCCGAAAUUCUGCAUCAACCCUGGCACUGUUACUGCGUCCUUGUCACAAACCGGAAAGCAGACGGCAGCGGUGCUGAUGUGCGCCGUAUACUCUGUCGUUGUCACCCUGAUCAUCCUCAAGGGCAUCAGCCUCUGCAUGCCGCUGAAUCCGCCCAGCCUCCACGUGGACUUGCAUGAGCUCGCGGAGCAUGAGAAGGCAUAUCACAGCCCAACCCGCGCUUAUCUUACCGAUGUCCUCAUGGCCGUGCAGAGUUCGCAGUCACAGUCGAAGGGUUCCCAGAGUGCGGACGAAUCCUCCGCUUCUGAGUCGGCAUGA
Symbiodinium natans is the source of this 1353-nucleotide messenger RNA. The record is from the annotation of a GenBank genome assembly. NCBI's taxonomy places the organism in Eukaryota, Dinophyceae, Suessiales, Symbiodiniaceae.